This is a messenger RNA of Bemisia tabaci, 2277 nucleotides long. RefSeq names its product glucose dehydrogenase [FAD, quinone]. Gene Ontology annotation, molecular function: oxidoreductase activity, acting on CH-OH group of donors; flavin adenine dinucleotide binding. Lineage: Eukaryota; Metazoa; Arthropoda; Insecta; Hemiptera; Aleyrodidae. The record is from RefSeq and is a predicted model, not a curated record.
AAAUAUUUUAGGAAAGGAAGCAAUCGCGGUCUUUCAUUUUAUUUUGAUCUCCUAACGUUCUAUUCUACCAUCUUACAGCCCUUAUUUGGGAAAAAACGGAGAAAAUGUCCGCUCUCACUCUACCAGGUUGGCAGCCUUCCUGCUUCUUGUCACUUGUCGCCUUUGGUCUCACCCUCUACAGCAAACUUGCCCCAAACAGUCGCGUACCAAUGAUAGAAGACACCUCAGAGGUCGGAAGUGAGUAUGAUUUCGUCAUCAUUGGAGGCGGCUCAGCAGGGGCUGUGUUGGCGAAUAGGCUCUCCGAGACACGUGAGGCCACGGUACUGGUGCUGGAAGCGGGUGGCCAAGAAUCAGAUCUGUCCCGGAUUCCACUCCUGGCUCCCUCAUUGCAGAACACGGACCUCGAUUGGCAGUACCGAACAGAGCCGUCUGACGAGCAUCACCGUUACUGCUUAGCCAUGACCAACAAUAGCUGCAAAUGGCCUCGUGGAAAGGUUCUGGGCGGUUCGAGUGUGCUGAACUUCAUGCUAUAUGUGCGCGGGAACAAGAACGACUACGACCUCUGGGAGCAGAUGGGUAACCCUGGGUGGGGCUACGAGGAGGUCCUCAAGUACUUCCUCAAAUCCGAGAAUAACUCCAACGCUGAACUCACCCGGACGCCCUACCACGCCUCCGGGGGCUUGCUCAGCGUCCAGGACAUCCCUUGGACAUCGCCCUUGGUGGAAACCUUCUUAGAGGCUGGCGAGCACCUCGGCUAUCGCACCGGUGACAUCAACGGGGAGACCCAAGAGGGCUUCGUCAUCCCCCAGGGCACCAUCCGCGACGGAUCUAGAUUCAGCACGGCCAGGGCUUUCCUCGUUCCCGCGCGAAUACGCCCCAAUAUGGACAUCUCAAUGCGCAGCCACGUCACCAAGAUAGGUUUUGAGGGAGGCGAAAGUCCCAAAGCAAGCUCCGUGUCUUUCACGAAGAACGGUCGAGAGUACACGGUGCGAGCCAAAAGGGAAGUGAUCCUAUCCGCGGGCUCGGUCAGCUCGCCCCAGAUCCUCAUGCUGUCCGGCAUCGGGCCGAAGGAUCAUCUGGAGUCCCUCGGGAUCGAGGUCGUCAAAGACCUCCCGGUGGGUCUGAACCUACAGGACCAUCUGAGCGUCGGCACGUUGACCUUCCGAGCGGACGAAAACGUGACCAUAACCCCCUCGGUGGCUUUCACCCCCGAAGCGCUGAUGGAAUACCUGACAGCGGGAUCUGGGCCCCUAACCUCGUUAGGCGCCUGCGAGGGGCUCGCCUUCGUCUCCACGAAAUACGCCGGCAAAUGGCCGGACAUCGAGUUUCACCUCGUCCCGUCGAGUAUGUACGUCACAGACACCAAGCCGAUCGGAAACAGGAUGUAUAAUUUACGCACCGAUCUUUACAACGGCACCGAAUUCGAGAAACUGAGUGGCUACCUGUUUACGAUCUACCCGCUUCUGUUACGCCCGAAGAGUAGAGGGCAAAUCCGACUUCGGAGCAGUGACCCGUUCGCGCACCCGAUCAUCGAGCCCAACUACCUCGCCGAGCGGGAGGACGCUGACGUUCUCGUCGACGGGAUGAAGAUAGCGCUGCGGUUGAUGGAGACGCCGCCUUUCAGGAAGUUGAACGCGCGGCCUUUGGCGAUUCCGUUCCCGGGCUGCGAGGACCACGAGCUUUUCUCGAACGAAUAUCUCGAGUGUUGCAUCCGGCAUUUUACGGUGACGUUCUACCACCCGACGUCGACUUGCUCGAUGGGCAAAGUGGUCGAUCAUCGGCUCAAGGUCAUCGGGGUCGAGGGGUUGAGGGUCGUCGAUGCUAGCGUCAUGCCGACUGUCGUCAGCGGGAACACCAACGCGCCGACGAUAAUGAUCGCAGAGAAGGGGGCAGAUAUGAUCAAAGAGGACUGUAAAGGGUACUGCUAAGAUUUGAGGUUGAAUCGUUCUUAAAGUGUCGACUUACAGCCAAAAUGGUCCUCAAGUGGACUAUUUCUGCCGAGAACCAGAGACAUCGAUCGAGAUCGUAUUGGAACCAGAGACAGGUGGGAAAGAGGGAUUGUGGUCGUUAGUUGAGGGCCGUAAGAAUGGAUGGGAAUAAUAAAGCGCCAGUGACGUCAGCGGCGACGACCGUGCUCGACGUGCUCAAAAAUGCCGUAUUAACUCAUGUGCCCUGUUCACUACGCUCUUGUCAUAUAGCCAAGGCUCAUAAGUACCGCAUACAGGAGGCGCUUGGUUGUCGCCGUUUAUUUUUCAUUUUGGGUUUACUUUUAUUUUU